AUGGAUAAAUCAAAACUCGAUAUUUAUUCAGACAUCAAGUCUAAAACUGUCAAUGAAGCAACUACUGCGUUGAGAGACAUUGAUACAAAAAUCGAUGCGUAUAAUAAACUCUCAGAUGAUAUGGAUGAACUCAGGCAAAGAUCAUAUGUUGAAACAAUGGUUCCUAUCAAUAAAGUUGCCUUCUUUAAGGGUCAUCUGAAGCAUCAGAAUGAGAUCCUUGUGUUUUUAGGCAAUAAUUACUUCGUUGAGAGGACUGUAGAUGAGUGUAAACCUAUCAUUCAGAGAAGAAUUGACCUUCUCCAAAGCGACAGGAAAGAAUUUGCCCAAGUUGCUGAAGAAGAAUCCCAAAAAUCUUCCACAGCAAAUCAGUUAUUGAAAGAGGAACAAAAAGAUGAUGCAACAAAUAGGUGGAAUGAUGACGGCACCCUUGAAAUCAGAGAAAGCAUUGAACCCUCACAAGUUGAAGAGACUAAAGAACAGCAAGCAGAAGAAGUAACUGAAGAUUUAGAAGAAAUUGACUUAACUGAAGAACAACUAGAGGCAAAGAGGGAACAAGAAUACAAGCAAAUGGUUCAGACUAAUCCUGAAUUGCAGAGGAGAAAGAAAGCUCUUGAAGAGAAAAUGAAGCAGAUGGGAAUGUUCUUCUCUAAAGAAGACCCUGAAGGCCCUGUAGAACAAGAAGAGCAGGAAGAAGAUAAAAUACAAGAACCUAUAAGUGAAAAGCAACCUGAAGAAGUUACUGAACCAAAGAAAAAUGCCUUAGCUAAUGAUUCUGUAUUUGGAGCAAUCAUGGAAAGAAACAUUGAUGAAGUACCUGCUAACACAUCGAGCCAAGUGCAAGAUGGAGACUCUCAGCCUAAGAAGAUGUCUAAGUUCAAACAAAGGCAGCUCAGAAAUAAGAGAUAA
This is a messenger RNA of Moneuplotes crassus, 906 nucleotides long. The record is from the annotation of a GenBank genome assembly. Lineage: Eukaryota; Ciliophora; Spirotrichea; Euplotida; Euplotidae.